AUGGAGGCUAUCAAGCAGACUUUUCAACGCUGCAAGGCGCAGGGCCGGCCGGCGCUGGUCACGUAUGUGACUGCGGGAUACCCUCGACCGGAAGACACGCCUGGAAUCUUGCUGGCUAUGGAGAGGGGAGGAGCCGAUGUCCUCGAACUCGGUGCUCCCUUCACGGAUCCCAUUGCUGACGGACCGACCAUUCAAACGGCAAACACGAUUGCUCUGCAAAAUGGCGUGAGCAUCGAGUCGACUCUGGGCAUGGUCAAGGAGGCCAGGUCUCGCGGCCUCAAGGCUCCCGUCAUGCUCAUGGGCUACUACAACCCCCUUCUCAGCUACGGCGAGGAGCGUCUGCUGCAGGACUGCAAGGAAUCCGGUGUCAAUGGCUUCAUUGUCGUCGAUUUGCCCCCCGAGGAGGCAGUCUCCUUCCGCAAGCUCUGCACCAAGGGACAUCUCUCAUAUGUCCCCUUGAUCGCUCCUGCGACCUCAGAUACUCGUAUGAAGAUUCUUUGCCAGCUGGCGGACUCUUUCAUCUACGUUGUCUCAAGACAAGGUGUUACCGGCGCUACCGGAUCUCUCAGUUCCCAUCUCCCUGAGCUCCUCGGCCGAGUUAAGAAGUACAGCGGCAACAAGCCGGCAGCCGUCGGCUUCGGUGUCAGCACCCACGAGCACUUCCAGAGCGUCGCCGCCAUCGCCGACGGUGUUGUUGUCGGCAGUCAGAUCAUUACCACGAUCCAGAAGGCCGCCUCUGGCCAGCACGAAGCCGACGUUGAGAACUACUGCGCCUACCUCUGCGGCCGCGAUGCUCGACCUGUUUUCAAGGAUGAAGUUGCUCUGGUUCAGGAUGCCCCUGGCAAUCAGGGCGCCAGCUCAGAUUCCGUCUCCGUUAAUGCAGUUGUUACUGAUGUCCAAAUCACGGCAGAGCAAGACAGCGCCUUGGUGGCCCAGUUGGCUGCUCUCCAUGGCAAAAUUCCUGAGCGAUUUGGAGAGUUUGGUGGCCAGUAUGUCCCUGAGAGUUUGAUGGACUGCUUGUCCGAGCUUGAGGAGGGUUUCAACAAGAUCAAGGACGAUCCAUCGUUCUGGGAGGAGUACCGAUCAUACUAUGACUACAUGGGACGACCUUCUCGUCUUCACCUGGCAGACCGUCUUACCGAGCACUGUGGCGGUGCCAACAUCUGGCUCAAGCGAGAGGAUCUGAACCACACCGGUAGCCACAAGAUCAACAACGCCCUCGGACAGCUGCUUCUGGCUAGACGUCUGGGAAAGACCAAGAUUAUUGCUGAGACUGGAGCCGGCCAGCACGGUGUUGCCACUGCUACCGUGUGUGCCAAAUUUGGCAUGGAGUGCACAGUUUACAUGGGAGCUGAGGAUGUUCGUCGACAGGCUCUCAACGUCUUCAGAAUGAGACUGCUUGGCGCCAAGGUUGUGGCUGUGGAGGCUGGAAGCAAGACUCUUCGAGAUGCCGUCAACGAGGCUCUCCGUGCCUGGGUGACUGAUCUCGAGACCACUCACUACAUCAUCGGAUCUGCCAUUGGACCUCACCCCUACCCUACCAUUGUGAGGACCUUCCAGUCCGUGAUCGGUGACGAGACCAAGAAGCAGAUGCAGGAGCUGCGAGGCAAGCUCCCCGAUGCCGUUGUUGCCUGUGUUGGUGGAGGCAGCAACGCCGUUGGCAUGUUCUACCCCUUUGCCAAUGAUCCCACAGUCAAGCUUCUGGGUGUUGAGGCCGGUGGUGAUGGUGUCGACACGGCCAGACAUAGCGCCACCCUUACCGGUGGAUCAAAGGGCGUUCUUCACGGAGUCCGAACAUACGUUCUCCAGGACAAGAACGGCCAGAUCAUCGAGACGCACUCUGUCUCUGCUGGUCUCGACUACCCCGGUGUCGGUCCUGAGCUGAGCUCCUGGAAGGAUGCUGAGCGUGCCAAGUUUAUUGCUGCAACUGAUGCUGAGGCUCUGAUGGGCUUCAAGCUUCUCAGCCAACUGGAGGGUAUUAUCCCUGCGCUGGAGUCGGCUCACGGAAUCUAUGGUGCCAUUGAGCUGGCCAAGACGAUGAAGAAGGAUGAGGACCUGGUCAUCUGCCUUUCCGGCAGAGGAGACAAGGAUGUGCAGAGCGUGGCUGAGGAGUUGCCCCGACUUGGUCCCAAGAUUGGCUGGGACCUUCGCUUUUAGAUGAUUCAGGCAGGGGGUUUUGAGAUGUUUUCUUUAGCAUGAGAUUGGUGGCGUAAAAGUUGUGCGCUCAGGAUAUCAGGCGUUUCAAAAUCUUUUUAUUUUCUUUCGCGUGGUUGCUUUGCUGCGGGAUGGCGGGGUUUAUUCUACAUGA
Messenger RNA from Trichoderma virens Gv29-8, 2308 nucleotides. RefSeq lists its product as uncharacterized. Gene Ontology annotation, biological process: L-tryptophan biosynthetic process. Gene Ontology annotation, molecular function: tryptophan synthase activity. The record is from RefSeq and is a predicted model, not a curated record. NCBI's taxonomy places the organism in Eukaryota, Fungi, Ascomycota, Sordariomycetes, Hypocreales, Hypocreaceae. The transcript has 6 exons. Gene Ontology annotation, cellular component: cytoplasm. Bases 1 to 2157 code for a protein of 718 amino acids.